GGCUUCCCCGGGGGGGGCUCGCGCCCUCCUGCAUGACCCGUCCCCGCGGCUGCGCCGGGCGAUGGCCGCGCGCUGAACAUGUCGGCGUCCAGGCUCAACGGCGGCGUCAAUGGCUUCCCGGAGGAGGGCAGGAUGGAGGCGGGCGACGUGGGCCGCAUCCUGCGCUGCCUCGAGAUGGGCACCGUCCUCACGCUCUUCUACCAGAAGAAGUCGCAGCGGCCCGAGCGAAGGACCUUCCAGGUGAAGCUGGAAACCCGGCAGAUCAUCUGGAGCCGCACGCCCGAGAAGGUGGAAGGCGACAUCGACAUUCGAGAGAUAAAGGAGAUCCGCUUGGGGAAGAACUCGCGGGACUUCGAACGCUACCCGGAGGACGCUCGCAAGCUCGACUUCACCAUGUGCUUCAUCAUCCUCUAUGGGAUGGACUUCAGGCUGCGCACGCUCAGCGUGGCUGCUUUCUGUGAGGAAGACAUCAACCUGUGGAUAACAGGCCUCAACUGGUUGGUGGCAGACACCCAAAAAGCCCAGACCCCACUGCAGAUUGAAAGGUGGCUGCGGAAACAGUUUGAUGCCAUGGACAGGUCACGGGAAGGCAGCAUCACAGUGAAGGACCUGAAGGCCAUGCUGCCCCAGGUGAACUACCGUGUACCCAACAUGAGGUUCCUGCGGGACAAGCUCGUGGAGGUGGAAGCCAGGAAUGAGAUGACUUUCUCCCACUUCGUCCAGUUCUACAAAAACCUGAUGUUUGACACACAGAAGUCGGUCAUUGAGCAGCUGGAGCUCUCCUUCCCCUUGCGGAACGUGGAUCGGCCAGAGCUCUGCCAGAUCUCUCUCUAUGACUUCCAGAAGUUUCUGCUGCAUGACCAGAAGGAGCCCUGGGCCAGUGACGUGGGCGUGGUGCGGGACUACAUGUGCUCCUACCUCAGGGACUGUUCCACCGAGGCAGCAGACCCCUCCUUCCAGCUGGAUGAGUUCCUGACUUACCUCUUCUCCAAGGAGAACAUGGUGAUGGACUCAAAAUACGAGCGCGUAGUGCCUGAGGAGAUGAACCACCCCCUCUCACAGUACUGGAUCUCCUCCUCUCAUAACACGUACCUGACAGGGGACCAGUUCUCCAGCGAGUCCUCCUUGGAGGCGUACGCCCGCUGCCUCCGCAUGGGCUGCCGCUGCAUUGAGCUGGACUGCUGGGAUGGCCCAGAUGACCUGCCCAUCAUCUACCAUGGCCACACACUCACUUCCAAGAUCAAGUUCCUGGAUGUCCUGCACACCAUCAAGGAGCACGCAUUCGUCACCUCCGAGUUCCCCAUCAUCCUCUCCAUUGAAGACCACUGCAGCAUUGUCCAGCAGAGGAACAUGGCCUCCCAUUUCAAGAAGGUCUUUGGGGACAUGUUGCUCACCAAGCCGGUGGACAUCAACGCUGAUGAGUUACCAUCACCCACGCAGCUCAAGAAGAAGAUCCUUAUCAAGCACAAGAAACUGGUUGAAGGCAACCUGUAUGAGGAGGUCUCCACAGCCAGCUACUCCGAGAAUGACAUCAGCAACUCCAUCAAAAAUGGCAUCCUCUACCUUGAAGACCCCAUUGAUCAUACCUGGAGCCCACAUUACUUCGUCCUGACGAGCAACAAGAUCUACUACUCGGAGGAGACAUCCCGCUACCAGUUCAAUGAGGAUGAGGAAGAGGUGGAGCAGAAGGAGGAGUUCAACAACAACGAGCUGCACUUCACAGAGAAGUGGUUCCACGGGAAGCUGGGAGGGGGCCGCGAUGGGCGGCAGAUUGCUGAGAAACUGCUGCACGAAUAUUGCACCGAGACAGGCGGAAAGGACGGCACCUUCCUCGUGCGGGAGAGUGAGACCUUCGUGGGCGACUACACUCUCUCCUUCUGGAGAUCCAACCGCGUCCAGCACUGCCGCAUCCACUCGCGGCAGGAAGCCGGCACCACCAAGUUCUACCUGACGGACAACCUGGUCUUCGACAGCCUCUACAGCCUCAUCUGCCACUACCGCGAGGUGCCACUCCGCUGCAACGAGUUCGAGAUGCGCCUCACGGACCCCGUGCCCCAGCCCAACGCCCAUGAAAGCAAAGAGUGGUACCACGCCAACUUGACACGCCUGCAGGCCGAGCACAUGUUGAUGAGGGUCCCACGGGAUGGAGCCUUCCUGGUGCGCAAGCGCAGCGAACCCAGCUCCUACGCCAUCUCCUUCAGGGCGGAGGGGAAGAUCAAGCACUGCCGCAUCCAGCAGGAGGGUCGGCUCUUCAUGCUGGGCAGCUCGGCCGAGUUCGAGAGCCUCGUGGACCUCGUGAGCUACUACGAGAAGCACCCUCUGUACCGCAAGAUGAAGCUGCGUUACCCCAUCAACGAGGAGACCUUGGAGAAGAUGGGCACCACUGAGCUGGACUACGGAGCCCUGUACGAGGUGCGGACCCCUCACUUCUACGUGGAGGCCAACAAGAUGCCCAUGGCCAGGUGCACAGUGAAGGCUCUCUAUGACUACAAAGCCCAGCGGGAGGACGAGCUGUCGUUCUGCAAGCAGGCCAUCAUCCACAACGUAGACAAGCAGGACGGUGGCUGGUGGCGGGGGGACUAUGGAGGCAAAAAGCAGCUGUGGUUCCCAGCCAACUACGUGGAGGAGAUCGUGAACGCGCAGGCACAGGAGCAGGAUGAAGCUUCAUCGGAAAACAGCCCCCUGGGGAACUUCCUGAAGGGCUUCAUCGACGUGCCGUCCUGCCACGUAGUUAUCUCCAAAGACGGGAGGAGCUCCAAACCAUUUGUCUUCACCAUCCAUUCCCAGCAGAUGUCCCACGCAGCCCAGUCGCUGGACGUGGCCGCAGACACGCAAGAGGAGCUCAGCGAGUGGGUGGCCAAGAUCCGGGAGGCCACACAGAACGCCGAUGCCAGGAUGCAAGAGGGGAAGAUCAUGGAGCGGAGGAAGAAGAUUGCACUGGAGCUCUCCGAGCUCGUCGUUUAUUGCCGCCCGGUGCCGUUCGAUGAAGAUAAGAUCGGCACAGACAAGGCCUGUUACCGGGACAUGUCCUCCUUCCCGGAGACCAAAGCAGAGAAAUACGCCAACCGCAGCAAGGGCAAGAAGUUCCUGCAGUACAACCGGCGCCAGCUCAGUCGCAUCUACCCCAAAGGCCAGCGCUUGGAUUCCUCCAACUACGACCCGCUGCCCAUGUGGAUCUGCGGCAGCCAACUGGUGGCCCUCAACUUCCAGACCCCUGAUAAACCCAUGCAGCUGAACCAGGCGCUGUUCAUGCUCGGAGGCCGCAGCGGCUACGUCCUGCAGCCUGACAUCAUGAGGGAUGAAACGUUCGACCCUUUUGACAAGAACAGCCUGAAGAUUGUGGAGCCUAUCACGGUGCAGCUGCAGAUCCUUGGUGCCCGGCACUUGCCCAAGAACGGGAGGAGCAUCGUGUGCCCCUUUGUGGAGGUGGAGGUGUGUGGCUCCGAGUAUGACAACAGCAAGAACAAGACGGAUGUUGUCGCUGACAAUGGUUUCAACCCCGUGUGGCUCUUCAAGCAGUUCGUCUUCGACAUCAACAACCCCGAGUUCGCCUUCCUCCGCUUUGUGGUGUACGAGGAGGACAUGUUCAGCGACCCUAACUUUUUGGCACAAGCCACCUUCCCCGUCAAAGGCCUCAAAACAGGUUAUCGGUCAGUGCCGCUGAAGAACAGCUACACAGAGGACCUGGAGCUCGCUGCCCUCCUCAUCCACAUUGAGAUCAUCAAUGCCAAGGAGGAAGACGAGGAGAACCUCUACUCGUCCAUCCAGCAGCUGCGUGACCGCGCUAGCGAGCUCUCCAGCCAGGUCUCCAGCUACGAGCGCACCAACAACUGCGACUCCCGCUACCAGCAGCGCCUCGACGAGCUGCGGGCAGCCCAGGAGCGACUCAUGGAGCUCACCGAAGUGCGCAACCGCAAAUUGAUGGAGAAGAAGAAGAGGGAUCGGCAGAUGGUCAGCAAGCGCAACUGAGCCAGCUGGGGCUCGCUGGGCCUGGGGGUCUGGCCUGCACAAGCCCUGGCCGGUGC
Messenger RNA from Nothoprocta perdicaria, 4025 nucleotides. RefSeq names its product 1-phosphatidylinositol 4,5-bisphosphate phosphodiesterase gamma-1-like. The record is from RefSeq and is a predicted model, not a curated record. Bases 79 to 3969 code for a protein of 1296 amino acids. Gene Ontology annotation, biological process: phosphatidylinositol-mediated signaling; positive regulation of epithelial cell migration; phospholipid catabolic process. Gene Ontology annotation, molecular function: phosphatidylinositol-4,5-bisphosphate phospholipase C activity; calcium ion binding; protein binding. The transcript has 32 exons. Lineage: Eukaryota; Metazoa; Chordata; Aves; Tinamiformes; Tinamidae.